UCCUCGCUAAUCGUCUAUGUCUGCGUCAUGCUGCAGCAUUGACUUGCUUGAAUCUCUUCCAGAUGAUGGCGCAACCGACCAGAGGCCUCCGUGGACAAUCCCGGUUCAGCGUCUUUGCGAUUUCCAAGUGCAUAAAUGACAAUCCUGGGGUGAAACAUCGCCUCAGUCUAAUGCCAGUGAGCCCGUCAGCUUUUCUUCAAUUCUGCUGGAGCUGGUGUUUGCCAUGCACGCAUUGGCGAAAGCCCUGUGGAAGAUUGUUAUCGUCUGUGUUCAUCGGUGGGUGAGAGCCGGGAGAGAGAGUGCGAGAGUUAGCGGAGAGGGAGAGGUUGAGGUGUCCUUUGGUUCACCUCCAAACUAUGGAUGGAGGUGCAGAUUAGUGCUGAGUGAAUGAUCUGGUCUCAGGUACAGAGGACAUGUUUGAUUGACGAUGAGCUUGGGGUUUAAAGGAUUGAGGUGAUAGAUCGACAAGGCUAGUUAUGUCUGUGGCGAUGGCGGCGACAAGUUUGGGUAGCUUUGGAGGGCAAAAUGUGAUACUUGUGCGGAACGACAUGAGGGGGUCGGAUUCGAUGCUGGCGAUGCUCACGAGCUGUAAUCCCGUCUUGGGCUUUCAAGUUCCGAGAUCGGGUGGAGGGUUGGAAGACGCAAUUGCAGGGUGCGGGCAGAAGCGCCUGUUUUAUCCCACAUUCGAAAACUCCCCUGUGGAGGAGACGGAGGAUGGGGACGACGGCGGCGACGAGGGUCGCGUAGAGAAGAAGCGCAGACUCACAUUCGAUCAAGUGCGAUCCCUCGAGCGAAACUUCGAAAUGGAGAACAAGCUCGAGCCCGAGCGGAAAAUGCAGCUGGCCAAGGAGCUGGGGCUGCAGCCCCGCCAAGUAGCGGUCUGGUUCCAGAACCGGCGCGCGAGGUGGAAGACGAAACAGCUUGAGCGCGACUACGAAGUACUAAACUCUGGUUACCUGAAACUUAAGGUGGAGUUCGAGACGGCUCUUCGGGAGAAGGAUUUCCUCAAGGCUGAGGUGCAACGCCUCUCAGGCAAGACCAGCUCCCAAGACUCCCAGGGCUGCCAGUCACCGGCCGACCCGUCACAAUGUGAGAGCGAGACAACGUGCUCGGACAAGACGAAACCAGAUAUCGCGGUGUCGUUGAAAGAUCACUACGCGCGAUCUUCCCAAACUGUCGACGUCGUCUCCUCCGCGCACAAGCUCACGAAUGGCGACUCUAAGGAGAUGUCCACGAGCUCCGGCAGCAACUCCAGCGACCUGCUGGACACGGACAGCACCAGGGUCUCCGACAGUUGCUAUUUGUCCAGAAUUCAAGACGAGCAAUUGGCGGGUUACAGCAGCAACCAGCUUCCUCCCGAAAGCUUUGUGGGGCCCAACCUGCUCCACGGUGACGAUGCCGAGCCUUUCUGCGGCCGGGACGUUGCACAGCAAGUCAAUUUCCCGGUGAAGCUCGAAGACGCCUCCCACUUCCAAAUGCCCGACAUCCCGAAUUGCAUCUACUUUUUGCCGCAAAUUGUUUCUGAGCAGAGCGUACUUCCCUGGUGGGAUUGGCCGUAAGCAAGCAUUCGCUACACCAUCGAUUUCCUUGUACAUAUCCUGCUCUUUUCCCCCACUAGCCUCGCCUACAAACAAGGCUCUCUGCAUGAUUAUCUCGUCGAUUGAGCGCACCAAGUCCAACCUUGGAUUCUGAGACGCUUGUGUGACAUACAUGCCGUUUUCAAAGACCAAACUCAAGCUGUAGACGAAAGAGCUAGUACCGAACAAUUUUUUUUUUGUUUUUUUAUUUUAUUUUAUUUUAUUCGCUUUAUUUUGGGGCGGGCAGAGGAGAUGAGACUAGACUAGACGGAUAAGACUCGGUCUUGCUGAUGCAUAUCUCAUUUUGUCGAAUUUUCCUUAAUGAGUGAGGGCAAAAUGGGUGUAAGCAUCAGUGCUUUGCAGAAGAAGACCCCAGUAACCACACUUUACAAUGGGCAAACAUUGGAAUGGUUGGUAGUAUUGGUUGUAAAUGUACUGGACAAAAACAGCAGCAACUCGGGGCCCCUUUCGUCCCUGAUGAAAGAUCCGAUCCGUUUGGAGAAGUGACUUGCGAUCGACAUAUUGUGUUCAUGUCGAAGUUCUCGAUGACCUUAUUAAUUUGAACUACGUUGGUAGUAGUAGCGACGUUGCAUAUAUA
Molecule: messenger RNA, 2175 nt
Organism: Physcomitrium patens
Lineage: Eukaryota; Viridiplantae; Streptophyta; Bryopsida; Funariales; Funariaceae
Biological process (GO): positive regulation of DNA-templated transcription
Cellular component (GO): nucleus
Molecular function (GO): sequence-specific DNA binding; DNA-binding transcription factor activity, RNA polymerase II-specific
Source: RefSeq, a predicted model, not a curated record